CAGCUGGAUCAUCAGUGGAGCUAAGGUUCCAACAGAAGUCAGUCAGCGGUAGUUAAUCAGCCCCAUCCGAUUUCCGAUUCCAAUUGCAAUCCAAGGAACAAUCCCUAGCUCAUCAAGAUGCGUAGCGCUCUACUCGUUCUCUUCCUUUGCGGCAUGCUAUUCGCAUUUGCCUCAGCCGGAUUGCUGGGCGGCGGCGGGGGUGGUGGUGGUUACGGCGGAGGCGGCCAAGGAGGCUGGCAAAAUAAUGGCGGCGGCGGGGGUGGUCACGGCGGAGGCGGCCAAGGAGGCUGGCAAAAGAAUGGCGGCGGCGGGGGUGGUCACGGCGGAGGCGGCCAAGGAGGCUGGCAAAAUAAUGGCGGCGGAGGCGGUGGAGGAGCACAGGGAGGCUGGCAAAAGAAUGGCGGUGGAGGAGGAGGACAAGGAGGCUGGCAAAAUGGAGGAGGCGGCCAAGGAGGCUGGCAAAAUGGCGGAGGCAGCCAAGGAGGCUGGCAAAAUGGCGGAGGCAGCGGCGGAUACGGCGGUGGCAAGUCCUUGGCCGGUAAUCGUGGAAGUUCCGUCUCCUGGCAGGGAGGAAAUGGCGGCGGUGGCGGCGGCAAGCACGGCGGCGGCGGAGGAGGCGCUGGUGGCAAGCACGGUGGAGGCUGGUAGGCCACUCCGACCCCAAACCACCCCUUCAGCUGAUGCUGAUAUGUGUUCCAUGGCAUAGAGAUAGAGACACUAUAAUCCUUCUAAUUUUCUUUGAUCCAAACUUUCUGCCCCAACUAUUUUUCCUAUUUCUAUUUUUUUUUACUAAUAAAAAAACUGUAUGCAUUUUA
Drosophila miranda is the source of this 815-nucleotide messenger RNA. RefSeq names its product glycine-rich cell wall structural protein 1.0. The record is from RefSeq and is a predicted model, not a curated record. The coding region runs from base 118 to 648 and encodes 176 amino acids. The transcript has a single exon. Lineage: Eukaryota; Metazoa; Arthropoda; Insecta; Diptera; Drosophilidae.